UAAUUACACCACUAUCACACAUCUAUCUCCCUUUCUGCAUUUAUUUUCUGUUCAUCAUUUCAUCUACACUCUCUUUACUGCCUUGAAUGUGGGCUUUGAUUAAAGACCUUCUAAUAUCAAUCUGAAUCUUCCACUUAAAUUCUGCUGUGGAAUGUCUCUCUUUACUCUUUUCAGUAAUUUUUGAACAGAGUGCCUGCUGAUUCUGAACCAGAAAGCGGAAAAUGGGACUAAAUUCUUCUAUCUGAUCAAAAAGGUAUGCCACUGUUAAUAUAUUAUUUGUUUUCAUAAUUCUUUCGUUCUGGUUCGAUGUUGAGGGUUGUUUUUGUGCUGGGAUCUGCUUUUGGAUCUCUCGUAUUCCUUAAUUUUGUUUUUUACUAAUUUUUCUCUUGAUACUGAGGCUAACUUCAAUACCCAUAUGGAAUUUCUAAUUGUGACGAGUUAGAUCAGAUCAAAAGCUUACCAAACAAAAACAAGGUGGUGCUGUCACAGAUGGACAGUCAGUUCCUAUAGCUUCACUUCUUUAUUUAAAAAAAUGCAGAGUUCUUUUUUUAUUAUUAUUUUUUUAAUUUUUAAGUUUAUGUCAGCUUUCGUAAAAGUUAAAACUUUUCUCGUCUUUUUGUAUAUAUAGAGGACAGAUUUAAGAUUCCAUAUGGUAAGCCGAACGUUUCUGCCUCGCCGAAAGUUUCUGGCUCGCGAGUCCUCUUUUUGUAGCCAUUAUUUUUUAAACCCCUUCUUUGGUUAAGUUUUCAUAAUUUGAAAGCUAGGAAACAGAAGCUGGAUUGCAUCUCUUUUACCUUUUUGGUGGUUUACUGUUUACGCAUUCCACCCAGAUUUAUUUGUUGCUACAUUAUUUUGACUCUGCUGUUCUUAUUUUUUUGAAGUAGAAAGGGCGGUCAAAGGCAUUCAAGAAGUUUAUGAAUUUUCUUCCCUUUGAUAAUUUAACAAGUUUUACUACAUAGUUUAUGAUUUCUCGGAGCUUUAGGUUGAUUCUUUUUUCCCAUGGAAAAUUUCUAUGCUGGAUUGACCAGACCACUCUCCCAACCGCAAAAAAAAAAAAAAAGGAGGGUUCUGUAUUUUACCUGGAUAUUUUUGAUUUGUUAUUUUUUAGAUUUUGCGCUGCCCCAAAUUGAUAGUACCUGUAAAAGUAUUUUUUUGGAUGAAGACUUUUUGUUGAAAACUUGCUUGACGUUGUUUCAAUAGUGUGUUAAAGUUUUCUUCUCCCUCAAUUGUGAACAAUUUAGUUUGUAUUGAUCACAGACUAAACCUGGUUCAGUUACGCGUUAUCAGAUUAUCUGUGGAAAGUUCUUUAUAUAUUUCUCAUUAUUGGCUUAAUUAAAUUAAAAUUUUCUUAUAAUAUCUUUUAUCCUGAGUAUCUUUACAAUGACUUUGUCUCAUAUGCAGAGCGGUUUUAUACAGUUUUGCUUGAUGCCUAAUUUUAAUGGGCAGGUUAGGUUACAUUUUCCAGUGUUGUGCUUGAAGAUAUCACUAUAGGUAGCUCGAAGAACCAGACAAUCUUGCAUCUUAUGCAAUCUAUGUGAACAUGGAACUCGAUGGUAAUCAGGUAUUUUGCCAUAGAACUAUCGACCAUAAGUCUGACUCCAAACUUUUUGGAUGCAACAAUGUUGCUUUGGACUCAACUGGACUCAAGUCUGGAAAUGGGAUUGUGAAUGGAGAUCAGCAUAUGGUCUUCAGUUGUAUGAAUGGCAAGGAAGGCAAUACAGAUCAAUUAAAAUAUGCAUUCAAUGGUGAAGGUGGUUGGGCUGCUUCAAAACUUGAUUCUUCUAUCAUUGUGGAUGAUUCAAAAAGUGAUGAUGAGAAAGAAGUAGGAGACUUUGUCCCACCAAUGCCAUCGAUUCAUUCUUCACUGAAAAUUGAAUCAUUUGAGCAGGACCCAGUUUUCUAUGUAGGCAAAAGUGUUAUGGAAUCUAAACUGCCGGAGUUGGUAGUUUGUUACAAGGAGAAUAUUUGCCAUGUUGUUAAGGACAUCUGCGUUGAUGAGGGAGUCCCUUUCGGGGACAGGUUCUUGUUUGACCCAGGUGUUAGUGAGGAGAAUUUGCGCAUAAUUCUGCCUAUUGAGGACAUAAAUAGUGAGAUAGCAAAAGAAAAAGUUGAUCUAGAUACUUGUAUACCAGACAUUCUGAAACCUUCGUCAGAAAAAGGGAAAUCAGCACUUUGUUUGCCUAUUCCUGAUGUUCUAAUAUCUUCAGAAGAAAAGGGAUCUAAAAAUGAAUUUUCUCUUGGAUGCGAUUCCAAGAAGUUGAUGCCAAUAGAGGAAGCAGACGUUAACUCAAUGGAUGAAAUUGCAAAUGUUACACUCAAAGCGAUUUUUUCACUUGGAGAAUUGCUUUCAAUGCCCGAAGUGGACAUGGAGCUUUCACAACCCGGGUCUUCUCAUAACAAUGUUGAUAAAGCUGAACGACAGUCUAUUCAGAGGCCAAGUGAAAACACAAUCAUAGCAAUGGCUUCUGCCUGUGAAGAAACUGAAAAUGGCAAUGAGCAAGCAUUCUUGGUGAAUCCUGUUGUACACGUGGCUGAAGAAUUAUAUUCUGGCCAUCAUGAAGCUGUCUCUGGAACCCUUGCCCUGGAUUCUGCAACUAAAGCAGACGAAACAGUAUUAGCAAGUACUGCUAUGAAAUCUAUAACUGAGGGAUUAGAAAAUGGCAGCAGAGACAAUAAAAUGGCAAGCCCUUAUGGGGAUUUUGUGCCCGAAUCAACCCAUGAUGGGGAAGGGGGUUCUGUGCCUGAAUCAACCAGUACAAUUGGAGAUGAAUCAUCCGACAACAAUAGGGUGGAGACUAUAUGUACAAGUUUUAACUCUCACUCUUCUACACUAGCAGCAAGUGGAGGAGAGAAGGAUUCUCAGAAUGGUGGCUCUGAACAUAUUGAGUCGUGCUCAUCCAGGCUGGAGGGGACUAACAUGGAGCCAUUUUCAAGUCAACUUCAGUACAGUCUUGAGGAGACAAAUUUCUCUGCUUCAGGUCCUCUAUUAGGUCUGAUAAGCUAUUCAGGGCCAAUUGCAAAUUCUGGCAGUGUCUCUCUUAGAUCCGAUAGCAGCACAACGAGCGCCUGCUCCUUUGCAUUCCCCAUAUUGCAGUCGGAAUGGAAUAACAGUCCUGUAAGAAUGGUGAAAGCUGACCGUAGACAUUUCCGGAAACAUAGGAAUUGGAGGCAGGGCCUUCUUUGCUGUAGAUUCUGAAUGCUUUUGUUAUGUCCAUAGGUUAAAGUAGAAAAAUAUAUACUUCACACAAUUUAUUUAUUUUUUAGGCAGUAGUACUGAUACACAUAUUUCUCUUCUCUCUUACUUUGGGGUGCAUGUGCAGUAGGGCUAUAAAUUGUCAUGCUUUUAGGUUUGAUCUCAUGGCAUGCCAUUUGAGAUGCAAGCAAUACGUAUAUAAUUUUGUUUGUUAUUUGA
This is a messenger RNA of Hevea brasiliensis (rubber tree), 3412 nucleotides long. RefSeq lists its product as uncharacterized. Gene Ontology annotation, biological process: regulation of asymmetric cell division. The transcript has 5 exons. NCBI's taxonomy places the organism in Eukaryota, Viridiplantae, Streptophyta, Magnoliopsida, Malpighiales, Euphorbiaceae. Bases 1541 to 3196 code for a protein of 551 amino acids. The record is from RefSeq and is a predicted model, not a curated record.